Molecule: messenger RNA, 1492 nt
Organism: Pseudomassariella vexata
Lineage: Eukaryota; Fungi; Ascomycota; Sordariomycetes; Amphisphaeriales; Pseudomassariaceae
Product: polyketide synthase dehydratase-domain-containing protein
Exons: 2
Coding region: 1-1419 (472 amino acids)
Molecular function (GO): iron ion binding; heme binding; steroid hydroxylase activity
Source: RefSeq, a predicted model, not a curated record
AUGCACAUCCACCAAGCUAUCAGUUUCAGAGGCGAUGCGGGCGUUGAGGUGUUGAUCGAGGCAACGCACAUCCAGGAAACUUUACCGGACCAUGUAAUAGCGAGAUUCACCUACUCGGCUGCUCUUGGCGGAGACAACCCCGAGCUGACACUUGUGUCUGAAGGCUUGCUGAAGAUCUCCUUCGGAGAGCCUUCGACGAGCUUGUUUCCAGAGCGUCAAGAGACGCCAAUAGACAUGGUACCCGUCGAACAUAGUCGUCUGUACAACCACAUGGACAGCCUUGGGUACAAUUUCACUGGCCCGUUCCGCUCCUUGAUGGACAACAAGCGGAAGCUUGGCAGGGCAGCUUGUGUCACACAGAGAGCCAACGCAUCUGACCGCGAUGCAGUGCUGGUUCAUGCCGUUGAUCUUGAUGCCAUGUUCCAGGCCAUCAGUCUUGCAUACAGCUACCCGGGAGAUGGCCGGCUGCGGAAUCUGCACCUGCCCACGACCAUUUCCAAAAUUCGCGUGAACCAGGCUGUUUUUGAGUCUGCCGAGGACCGCGACACCAUGGUUAUGGAUUCGAUAUUGAAUCCUGAGAACACCGAAAAACCCGGGUCCAGAUUCACGGGGAACACUGAUGUGUACCUUACUGGCUGUUCGAAUGCUGCCGUUCAGGUAGACCAGGUGAUUUUCAAGGUUCUCAGAGGGGAUGCGAAUGAUGACCGUAAGAUAUUUUGUACGAUGGAUUACGUGCUCAGUGCACCCGAUGGUCAUGUCGCCGCGAGUGAUAUUCAGAUCACUGAUGACGAGAUGAAUCUUCUAUGGGCACUCAGUCGGAUAGUUCAUUUCUACACAAAGACAUUCGACGAAAUGGUACCGGCCGACUCACCCGCGAGGCUCGAAUCUCUAUUACGCCACUACCUCAGAUUUUGUCGACAUGUAGAUACUCUGUUUGAGCAAGGCAAGUUGAGCUUCAAUCUCAUGCGUGAUGUGAGGAAGCCAUUCAGCUUGGACGGUCACAUGGUGCCGCCUGGUGCCAUGUUACACGUGCCCACGCUAGUAGCCCAUUACGACGAAGAUGCCUGGGGGGUGAAGGGACAUGCCGCUUCUGAGUUCUGGGGUUACCGUCAUAUCAGGUACACUUAUGAGAAGAAGUUCGAGGUCUCUGGUGUGAACACAAAGCCGAAAGGCCAGUUAUCUCUAUCGGGACGUGGCGGGACACACAUUUGUCCGGGGCGCUUCUAUGCAAAGAAGCAGAUUAUGUUGACAAUUGCGAGCUUCGUUUCGGAAUUUGACAUGGAAUUUGUCCGAUGGACAAAAUUUGAUGGAUCGAAUUCUGAUCGAGCGCCGAAAAACGAGACGGCCGCCUGUGGUACUGGAGGUAUGCCCCCAGACCGUGACACGGAGAUCAAAAUCAAAAGGAGAUUAAAGGAUUAAGAAUGAUUAUUGUUGACGCAUCAAAAGUGAGAUUGCCAAGUUUCAAAUUAAAUGAGGGUUUGUUUAUACUAGU